AUACACAGGCACUUGGAUCAACAUGAAGUGAAAUACUUGCAAUUUGCGUUCCGUUGGAUGAAUAACUUGCUGAUGAGAGAAGUUCCCCUGCGGUGUACCAUAAGACUAUGGGACACUUACCAGUCUGAACCAGAAGGUUUUUCACACUUCCACUUGUAUGUGUGUGCCGCCUUCCUUGUCAAAUGGAGGAAAGAGAUUCUUGAAGAAAAAGACUUCCAAGAAUUGCUGAUAUUUCUACAGAAUUUGCCCACAAUGCACUGGGGAGAUGAAGAUAUUAGUGUUCUUCUAGCAGAAGCCUACAGACUGAAGUUUGCUUUUGCAGAUGCCCCCAAUCAUUAUAAAAAAUGAGUGUAGGAAAUCAGAAGCUCUAAGUUCAAUUUGUUCCACAGUAUUAUGGCUUUCAUUAUUCUGGUUUGCACUUUCAUACAAUUACUAAUACUUGCAUUUGAAAACAAAAAGAUACCUUUAGGAUUCUCUGAGAAUUUACACAAUGAGAACGGAAUACCAAAGAAAUGGACAGAGCAGGAUACGAAGCAUUAUAGAACUGGAAAAAUGAACUUCCAUGCUCAAUGCACAAAAAUGAAAUAAGUUCAAUUUGUUUUGUAGCGUUUUGUCUUUUUUUUCUUUAGCAAUUAAGACAUUUAUUGUAUGAAUGUGGAAAAUAUGUUAUGUUCUUUUGUUUAGUGACUGUUAUGCAACUGUGAGCUUUAAAGUCUCUUAUGGGGAAUAUUGUGAGAUAGUAUAAUUAUUCCUAUGUAACCCAUACUAGUCUUUGGUAUCUUUACUAGCCAAUAUUUGUCUAUAAAAUAAAUUGUUUAAUCUGAGUAGAAAAGGGGGCAAAUCAUAAUUAUGAAGGCUGUUUAGGGAUGGUAGGCCCCACAAUCUUUUUAAAUUUUGAAAUUGAUAUCACAUUUAUAUUUCUUACAGUGAACCAAAUUAUGAAAAUUCUAAUAAAACCACACAGUAUAUGGCAAGCACUAAAGGUUGUCACAGAGGUCUUGUGCCCUCCUUAAUCCCUAUGCUAAAGAAUUAAUUGAAUCUUAAGGAUUCAUUCCCAAAACUCAAAAAGAAACUCUCCUUGCAAGCAUUACAUUUUGGAAUAUUUCUCAAAUGCACUGAAUAAAUAGGAGAUAUACUUUUGUUAUGGGAAGUUAAUGCAUAAUUUAAAAAGUUAGCUUAAUUAUUUGUGAGCAUGAAAGUUCAUUUUAAAGGAAUGUCUGUUCUACGGCUUAGUUUACAAAGCAAAAUGUGUUUUAAUCUAUUUUUUGCCUUAUUCUUUUCAUCUGACAUGUUAAAAUGGAGGGAGUGGUGGGCAGGGAGGGAAGGGGGAGAAUACAUCUGUCCUUCUACUCAUCUGUAAAAUAACUUUAGUAAACUAUUUUCUAAUCAUUGUGCAGGGGAAGUGAGAAGAAAGUUCCUGUUAACUUUAAUGAUAGUUGUAUGCCCGAAACACCUCUUGCAUCACUGGAGAAAUAAAAAAUCCCCUAUCACUUCCUAGAAUUCAGUUAGUGGGGUUUUUUUAAUUGUUUUUACUCCCUUAAUUUACUAUAAGUGGAAUAAUUAUUUUCAGAACAUGCUAAAGGAUAAGAAUUCUGCCAUGAUUUUUUGUGUGUAUAUGAACUCAUUUUGAUUUUGUGCCUACCUUAUUUAUAGGUUCCUGAAGUAGUGAUUUGCAAGAGCCAAUAUACUAGGAGGUCAAAGCUGCUUUUUAACACACUUCCAGAAUGAAUCAUACAGUGUUGGUAUCAUAAGUAUAGAAAGUAGUACUACGCUUUUUGUUUUAUGUCUUCGAGAGGAUUUAUGUUAAGAUAUUAUGAUAGAAGGUUAUUCACAAGCCUUGCAAAAUAUUUACCCACCCAUUUUGGUUUGAUUUCUUUUGGAGGUCCUUGGUUCUUGACUAAUAGGUAUAUCAAGAUAAAUAAAAUAACAAUAAUUCAUACCAAUUUGUGCUGUUAUUUAGGGUUUGUCAUUUUUAAAUGUCAUGGAACUGCGGAUGGAUGGGAGGAAACUAACCUGAACAAUUCCUAAACCAGAAGGUUUGUUUUCCAAGGUAUAGUUGUAUUUCAUUGAAAUCAGUGGAAUUGUUCGAUUCAGCAGAAGCAGGCUCAAACUACUUGGGUCACUGUGUGCGUGCAGUACAUAGUGGAUAAGAACAUCUUAAAUGUAGUACCAAAAUCUUAGUUUAACUUUAACUUUAAUUAAUGAUUUGAUGUUUCAUGGUUUCUCAUUAAGUUUACAAAUAACUUCUUAUUGUGCCUAAUGGAAUAUCUGAUAGUAACAAAAUACGUGAAGCCUGAAAUAUAUGUGACCAUUUGCUAUAGUUAAAUAUAAGUAUCUAUAAAAAUAUCUGUUAAUAGAAAUGCGUAUUGUAACUAACAAAGGAGACAAAGAACAUGCAGCAUUAAACAUAUAAUGUUUUGUCUUGUUUUGUAAUUAACUAUUUUAUGGAGACGAGGUAAUAUGUAAAGUUGAUCCGAAGUGGUCUGCUGUGUCAGAUGCUACUAUGUAACAUUUAUGAGGCUGCAUAUAUAUUUUUAAUUUUUUUUCAGAACGCCCACUUGGCUUGACUGCCACGUCUUCCAAAUUCAAAUAAUACAUAUCACUUCCAAUUAAAGGAAGUGCUAUCAUGGUCCCAAAAGAGACAUGUUGUGUCCAUGUCAAAAAUGAAAAAAAAAAUUAGUACAUUGCUUUAAAUAUAUGAGGAGUUUCCUAAUGUACUGAUUAUAUAUAGUUAUAUAUAUAGGAUAUUUUUCAGUAAAUAGGAGUCCAGUGUAUUUUUGUGUGAAAUUUCCCAAUCCUCUAAAAUUUAACGUUUAACUUUUAAUUGUAUAAAGUUAAUUAUCGUUGCAUUUUAAUAGUUAUGCAUCUCAGGUAAAAUGCCAUUUAAACCAAAACAUUACAUAUAAAGAGAAAAUAACUGUCAUUUUACAUCCAUAGACUUAUUUUUUCACAAUUAAGAAUAAAAAUAUUAUGAAAAUAGUAUGUAUUUUCUUAUGGAUCAGUAUUUUUAAACAAACAGGAAGCAUCUUGACACAUCAUUAGUGAGUCCAAUCUGUAAUUUCAUAGAAUUGGUAUGAAAAUACUGAAGUUUGUUUUAUCUAAAAUGCAGUGUGUUAAAUAAUGUUAUGUAACAAAAAUGAAAAUAAAAGUGUACAAAAUAGAAAAACAGAUUUAUGAUUAUAGUAUUUGCAUAGAAGUGUAAAUAUUAAAUUAAUCAAAUAUGUAAAUAUACACAGGAGAACACAAGACCCUGAUUUUAAAAUCUUACAUUCAUCUUUAAUACAUUAUAAUAUAUUAGGUUACAAUUGUUCUUUGGCUUAAUUUCAUAUGGAAAAGCCCAUGGAUUUGUAUUUAACUUCAGAUUCAUAAAAUAAAAUAUAAGUAGACAAAGUUUAGUUGUAUGUUUAUGACAGAUAUUAACACCAGGAUCAUUGUUUCAGGAGACACUGUAAAGUUGAUUAAAGAUAAUGAAAUAAAUACAUAUUUAU
Alligator sinensis (Chinese alligator) is the source of this 3488-nucleotide messenger RNA. Its product is annotated as TBC1 domain family member 22A-like. Bases 58 to 348 code for a protein of 96 amino acids. The transcript has 3 exons. The record is from RefSeq and is a predicted model, not a curated record. Lineage: Eukaryota; Metazoa; Chordata; Crocodylia; Alligatoridae.